Trypanosoma rangeli is the source of this 504-nucleotide messenger RNA. RefSeq lists its product as uncharacterized. The transcript has a single exon. Gene Ontology annotation, biological process: telomere maintenance via recombination; tRNA threonylcarbamoyladenosine modification. Gene Ontology annotation, cellular component: cytosol; EKC/KEOPS complex; nucleus. NCBI's taxonomy places the organism in Eukaryota, Euglenozoa, Kinetoplastea, Trypanosomatida, Trypanosomatidae. Bases 1 to 504 code for a protein of 167 amino acids. The record is from RefSeq and is a predicted model, not a curated record.
AUGGAGCGCAUAGGUGACUUUGUCGUCUUGGCGUUUCAUGAAGUGCGUGACGCCGCCUCGCUGCAUAGCCGCCUCAAAACGCGCGCCACCCGUGCCGCCUGCAUUGACUCAGCGUACGUUGUGUCGCGGCUGCACCUGGUCGUGGCGCUGCACCGCAUUAGCGCUGCACCGCUCGUUACUGGCCCAGGCGACCGUGAGGCAGCUGCAGCACCGACAGACCGCGACAUCUUCGCCGCGCUCUCCCACACACGAAACCUCCACAGUGUGAUGAGGCGUCUUACCUGUUGCGAGACGACCAGGGCGGUAGUGGUUGUUCUAUACGCCCCGGCGGACAAGGCCAUUGCGACCGUGCUUGAGGCUGUUCAGGGGAAGCAGCACGGGCUUUCGUCGCUGGAGACGUACUGCGACGAGGCAGCUGUGCGGGACUUUUACGGCGUUGGGAGCAGCGAAGCGGCGACACUUGAGGUUGCGGUUGUGAACCGCCUCUCCACUAGCGACAUUUGA